AUGGCGGCUGGAGGCGGGACAGUGGCGCCCAAUCAGGAGGAGGCUUACAGAAGAGGUUUGUCUCCGCCCCAACCUUUAAAAACACAUUUUGAAAAUCAGUCCGAGGCCAGAGAUGUUUUUGAGAGCGCAGCAAUCCUCGAGCAUGGCUGCUGGAUAGAAAUCGUGCGCGGUCCUCUGAGGAGCACUUCGUUGGACGUUCACCAUCAGGACUGGAGGUUUUGGCUGGAGGGGGAGGCUGGGGACUGGGGGGCACCUGGAGGUUCCAAGGAGGCCAGGUUCACACUGAGGCACAUCGAACGAGGAGAAAAUGUCCCCACCUUCCAGGUGGAGUCCUGGGGAAGAAUUACUGACUCCCAACUAAGAGGUUCCAUGGCGGUAAACCCUGAACUGAGUUCUUCUUUUGCUCUUAUUGUCCAAGGAAACAGCGCCCCUACUGGAAAGGAGCUGGUGUUGAACGUGGCCCACAACGUCCCCCGGAUGUUGGUCUACCUGCCCUCCCAGUUUGGGCUCCGGUCUCAGUUGAACCAGUCCCAGUCCAGUGGGGCAGCGAUGCUGGAGGUGCUGUCAGGCAGGAGGAAGCUCUGGGCUGUGGGGGAGCUGGCAGCCACAGAGGGGGGAUAUAGGCAGGCUUUGGAGGUCAAACACUCCUGGCCACAGCUAAAGCCUUUUCCCAGGAUCAUGGCAGUCAGAACGUCCUACGAGCUCCAGAGGUGGAGCUACGCCCUCCAGCAGGCCACCGUGUGGGGCAAUGACCAGUUCAGCCUGUCUGCUCUGUGCUGCAGCCCUCCUGGCCUGGAGGGGGGCAAUCACACCCUGAAGGUUCAGAUCAGCGGCGUUCCCCGCUCUACCAGCAUGGAGGUUUUACACGACCGUUCUUUACAUGGAAACCUAGACAGGAUAUCACUGGGCUGGAAGAGAAACGGCCAAACAGAGAAGGUCCAACUUCUACGUUCAUGGAGUCAGUCUGAGGAUUUCAAGGAGACCAACCUGGAGCUUAAGCAUCCGUUCUGCUCCGCUCUAAGCCAGCUGUCGCUGCGCAUUCUGUCACCCGGCCUACGGAGGAAGAGAAGCAGCAGGCAUCAGACCCAUCUGUCCUGGAACGGUGCGGUUCCGGUCAACAUCUCUCUCAGCCUGAACAAACUGAACUCCAAUGCUGGCAGGGCGUGUGUGCUGCUUUCAGCUCGGCGGACGUCGGUGUCCUCUGGGAGGGGCUGCGUAUCGGUGGGUCACGGGGGAAACUUGUAUUCACAAACUGCAGAUGUAACUUGGCACAACAAGAGCUUCAGACAAGGCAUGACAUACCAGAAAAGUAACCAGGGACUACAUGGCCUUCAGAUAUACAUUGAUUUGGACAGAGUGUCCCCUGGACCCUGUCACUCCCACAUGUUCUUGGCUAAAGUUCAGACGAACCUCAGGGAUCGUUUGGAGCACAGAGUGGAAGUUGGCAUUUGUCCUGAACAGCCUAUCUCAUGGUGGUCCGGAUCUCACAGAGUGAACUCAGGAGAUGAGCUGUUCUCCACUCGGUCCAACCUGUCAGUGACUGGUCGCCAGUCCAGCUUCACGCUGGUCCUCUCAAACUCCUCCACAGCUGAGGGAACCAACGUCUCUCUGUCUACUGAGUCGAUGGUGGGUAACUGGAGCUUGGGGCUGGUGGGCAGCGCCCUGUCUUGGACCAGUGGGUCGGGUCUCCAGGUGCAGGCCGCUAUAGACGGUAGACAGAAGAUUUGGCUCAAUGGGACGAUAGAGGGACGCUGUCUUCGGACUACAGCAGGUUACAUCAACGGUUCAGACCUCUGUGAGGAUCUGAGUGCAGUGGCGUGUGCAGGAUUUAAUCACAGCUUACGGGCAGAUGUGCAGAGAAGAGAAGGCUGCAGAGAGUCUGAGACACUGGGAAGCCUGUCCCUGGAAAAGGACAAUCAGAGGCUGAUACUGACAGCGGAGGGCCGGGUGGAAAGAUUAACCGCAGCAGAGGAGCAGUUGGACUUCCUGAGCUCCCAGAUAAAGAAGCAUCUCAUAGAGAAGAUAAAGCCGCUGCAGCAUCUUCUCACAGAAAUGCUAAAACAGCCUUCAGACCAUCAGCUGCUUCAGCAGAGAAGCUCUCUUCCUGUUCUUGUUUCACGGCAGACUAAGGCCCCACUGGGCCGAGGAGACACAGGUCUGCUGUCUCUGUGGCUGAGGAGCUCCCUGCGACGUGCACUGACCAGCAGCUUGCCUGACCUUCUGGGUCGGCUUCAUCAAGCCUCUCUGCUUGGACAGCAGGAGCUCAGACGGCCUCUGGCUACUCUAGCAGGUGUGUACCAGGACGUGAAGGGGCAGAGGCUGGAGGCAGCAUGGAGGGAGGCUGUUGGGAUAUGGACGGACAGGCUGAUGGAUGUCCUACAUGCAGAACUGGAGAACCCCCACCUCAGACUCCUGUCGGUAGCAGGACUGUCGGCCCUCAGAGCUGCUCUGGAUGCGGCAGGCCAGCAGACCUACCACUGGGUGGACACCAGGCUGGCCAUGGCUUUGUCUGGGGUCCGGAAGAGGCUGGCUUCUUUCUUCAAAUUCACCCCGAGAGAAGGUGUAGUCAGCGUGUCGCUGCCGCUGCUAAAUCUAAACUUAUCAAGGGUUGCUGAAGUUGGGCCGUUGAAAGUGGUGCUGGAGGAAUGGCUCCUGAGGCCCCUGCUGGCCCUGGCCUCCAUCAGACCUUCUGCUGAGCUUUAUCGCUUGAAGAGGAAAAUCAUGGACGGCCCAUUCAGACGUAAGCUAGUUAUGUGUCAACAUGUUCAUGUCAGGCACAGCUUUCAGGUAGGUUUGUAA
Cyprinodon variegatus (sheepshead minnow) is the source of this 2799-nucleotide messenger RNA. RefSeq lists its product as uncharacterized. The record is from RefSeq and is a predicted model, not a curated record. The transcript has 20 exons. NCBI's taxonomy places the organism in Eukaryota, Metazoa, Chordata, Actinopteri, Cyprinodontiformes, Cyprinodontidae. The coding region runs from base 1 to 2799 and encodes 932 amino acids.